AUGAAACUUUCCAUCUUCAUUUUCCUAUGCUUCUCUAUACUAUCAUCCGCUAUCUAUUUUAGUGGUGGUAGCCAAAAUAGAUAUCCUUCUGAAUCUCAUGAUGGUUAUGAUGAUUACUAUGCGCCCCAGAGACCUCCGAGUUAUGAUAACUAUGGUCCACCACAUAGACCGCCACAUAGACCACCACCACGACCGUAUCCGCCGCCAAGACCGCAUCCGCCACCAACAGCUCGUCCGCCACCCUGUCCGAAAGGGUGGUACUGGACACAGAGGGAUUUCCUAGGCGACGGAAUGUCCGUAAUCCUGCCACAACCCAGUGGAGGUGUCUGGGUUGGAGUUAAAAGAGUUCCCAGAUGCAUCGGACAACACUUGACUCCCGCUUGUAAAAAAACUCAUAGCUUCUAUUGGACAGACGGUUCGGCGAAUGGAUAUGAAGCAAUGAAAUUUCAACCUAACGAACCGGAUAAUAACGGAGGCAAAAACUGUGCGUUGCUGAUGAUAUCUUACGGACCAAAAGUUCCCGCUGAACAUCCGUUGAAUAUAGGACAGAUGAUUGAUGUUCCAUGUAGCCAGAAUGCAAACUCUUAUUGGCCACCUGGCUCCAAACCCCGACAGAAUAGAGCAUAUGUAUGUGGGAGGAGGACUCCUGGCUAUGGAUAA
This is a messenger RNA of Caenorhabditis briggsae, 660 nucleotides long. The transcript is spliced from 4 exons. Lineage: Eukaryota; Metazoa; Nematoda; Chromadorea; Rhabditida; Rhabditidae. The coding region runs from base 1 to 660 and encodes 219 amino acids. The record is from RefSeq and is a predicted model, not a curated record.